Molecule: messenger RNA, 288 nt
Organism: Tinamus guttatus (white-throated tinamou)
Lineage: Eukaryota; Metazoa; Chordata; Aves; Tinamiformes; Tinamidae
Source: RefSeq, a predicted model, not a curated record
AUGGGGCUGCAGCAGAAGGCCAUGGUGAAGGGGCGCCUCUUCUGCGCGCCCUUCGUUGAGCUCCGCCGCCGCCAUGGCUUCCUCGAGCGCCGGGGGCUCUACCGGGCCCCGCGCAAGGGCCAGGAGCACCCGGACAACCCCAGGCUGAAGGACAUCCUGCACCUGCCCGAGGAUGCCUUCCUGGCCAGCGUGGCCCACUCCACGCCGCAGGAGUACGAGGUCUUCAAGAAGCUGCUGGCCCGCGAGGAGGAAGAACCCAUCCCAGGCUGUGACCAGGAGCCCCGCUGA